Messenger RNA from Glycine soja, 924 nucleotides. RefSeq names its product protein Iojap-related, mitochondrial-like. The coding region runs from base 120 to 653 and encodes 177 amino acids. Gene Ontology annotation, molecular function: ribosomal large subunit binding. Gene Ontology annotation, biological process: negative regulation of translation; negative regulation of ribosome biogenesis. The record is from RefSeq and is a predicted model, not a curated record. The transcript is spliced from 4 exons. Lineage: Eukaryota; Viridiplantae; Streptophyta; Magnoliopsida; Fabales; Fabaceae.
UUGGGCGAGAAAACCUCAACCAACACCAGCUUAAGCUGAGGUCGACUAAAGCAACCUAGCUGUGGUUAGUUAAAAAGGGCUAGCUCUGAUUAGUGUGUGAGCUAUUGGUACGCACGCUAAUGUUGGGAGUUAUACGAGCUCGAACGUGGUUGCGAUAUUCAGAGCCCCUUCUUCAACCAUGGAAGGUAGGGUUCUCCUCUUUGUCCGCCAUUGACGGCCGUAAACACCACCUUCUGAAUCUGCAGGAGAUCGAGACGGUUCUGACCGACGUUAAAGCUGACGACGUUAAGGUGAUACCAGUUCCCAAGCACUGCGAUUGGGCUGAUUUCAUGGUACUCGCCACUGGCAGGUCCACCUGGCACGUCAAGAACAUCGCUCAAGCCCUAAUUUACAAGGCUAAGCAGAAACAGAGAGGAGUUGAACGAAUGAUGCUACCGAGUGUGGAAGGUCAAGCAGGAGGAAAGUGGAUCGUCAUUGACUCUGGUAAAGUGAUAGUUCAUGCACUCGAUGAAAAGGCUAGAGCUUACUACAAUUUAGAGGGUCUUUGGACCCCUGGGGGAAUUCAAAAUGAACAUGAUGAGGAUUUACAAAAGGCUUUGGUGAAGGUUCGUCGGAAAAACAAUUCAAAGAAACCUGCACAAAAGAAUGCUUAAUUGGUGUUUCUAUGCAAUAGGGGCUAAAGAUACCUGCACAAAAGAAUGCUUAAUUGGUGUUUCUAUGCAAGAGGGCUGCAAAUAACCUUUUAAAACUGUGGUUUCUGACUCUGCAUUAGAUGUAAUUUUACUUGUUCUGAAUACAAAUUUUUACAGGUUGUCUUGCUGCAAUGCCAAAGUUAGAAAAGAGGUAGAGCUGAAGAAGUUUUCAUGUUGUCCUACAAUCGUUUUUUUACUGAAUUGGUCGUAAAAUUGAUGAAGAGUUAAUUUA